AUGAGCUCCCGGCCGCCGAGAGCAGCACCGCCCAGGCCGACGCCGACGGGUGCUCCCCAAGCCUCGGUCUCGUUUUCGCGAGACGAACGCACGGACCACGGCUUGGCGCACUCUCCAUACGACGAAGAGCACCAUUCAUCUGGUGCUGACAUGCGCCGCAAGAAGAGUCUUGUACGACCAGAUCGCGAGAAGAUUGAGCCUGGCCAUCGUCAGUGGCACUAUCGCUCGCACGUCGGAGAUGGUUCGCGAGUAGAUGUUAUGCCAUCGGCUACGGGCAAUGUCCCCACGAACAUUAAGCGCGGCAAGUCUCUGCUCGGACGCGACGAAGAGGCUGGAGAGAACGGUCUGUUCAAGCGCCAUGGGAAUACACUGAAGCGACGGGCUGUCAAUGCUCAGGGUUCACCGACGCCGAAUAAGGACGAGCUUCCUGACGAACCCAAGGGCCGUUGGGUAGACAGUAUUGGUCCUGGCCCCAAGGACUGCUGGUUCAUCUACUGCUACAUCCUUACAUGCUGCGUUCCCAAAUUUCUUCUAUCCUCUUGCGGCAUCCGCACCCCAGAGCAGCAACGCGCAUGGCGAGAGAAGAUGGGUCUCAUCGCCAUCAUUAUGAGCCUCAUGGCCGCAGUCGGUUUCAUUACGUUCGGCUUUACUCAAACAGUGUGUAGCAAGCCUCCGCCUCGUGUCAAAAACGGAGCGAUCGAAAGCGGCUCACUCAUCAUUCACGGUUACGCCUACGAUCUUGCCGACUGGAAACACCCUAGGGCAGGUUCCUAUUUUGAUGGCAAUACAUCGGCCCUUUAUGCUGGUAUACUCCCGUCCGGAGGAAUGGACGCAUCGUUCCUCUUCCAGAACCCCAAUGAGAACUGUGCCGGCCUUUUGGAUGUCCCCAGUGGAAGUGGAAUCUCGACGACUGGCGGGUACCCUAACUGGGUUUUCCCCUGCAACAUCUUCAACCAAUACGGCACAACCCCUCGGAACCUCACCGGAUACACCAACCGAUUGCUCUGCCAUACCGGGUCCAACUCUCGCACGCUUCUCGCUGGUCUACAGGACAAACGGAGCGUCGUAUACUACGACUGGAGCCAAGUCAUGAACACCUCGCGUAAUUUGGCGGUUUACGAGUCCAAUGUACUCGAUCUCAAUUUGCUCAAUUGGCUUGACCAGUCGCAGAUCACCUAUCCGCAGUUCUUCACCGACAUUCGUAACAACUCCGCCAAUGCCACCUUCCAAGGCCGUGAUAUCACAAUGCACACGUACCGCAUGUCUCAAAAGCGGCUCGCCAACUGCUUGAAGGAUCUCAUUACCGUUGGGUUCAUUGAUACCAGCAGCAUCGGUUGUGUUGCCUCCGAGGUGGUGCUCUACGUAUCCCUGGUCUUCAUCAUCGGAGUUGUCAGCAUCAAGUUUGCAAUGGCGGUUAUUUUCGGCUGGUUCAUUUCUUGGCGAUUGGGAAGCUUUGGCAAGGAGACAUAUGCUGAGCGGAUGCAAAGGUCCCAGGCGAUCGAAAACUGGACCGACGACAUUUACCGCCCUGCACCUGGAUCUUACCGUCCGAAUGCGAAUGCGAACAAGUGGGCGCAGAAGGACAAGGACAAGAAGGCGUUCCUGCCGUCCACAUCCCGUUUCUCGCGUGGCGACAAUCUCAAAGGCGGGCGUCCGACCACAACAUACGGUGACAUGCCUAACCGACGGACAGCUGGCAUCUCUACCCCGAGCUCGUACGGAAAAACCCUGCCGGUCUUGCAUCACACCCCUCCUGAUUCCCCCGGCUACCGAGAAAGCCGCAGCUCUGCGUCAUUGCCGUACCCUGACGGAUCUGCUUCGGAUUUGCACGCUUCGGCCGCCAUUGAAUGUCCCUUCCCUCUGCAAAACGUCAUUCCCCAACCGCCGCCCGAUUUCGAACCUUUUAACUUCCCGCUCGCGCAUACAAUCUGCCUCGUUACUGCUUAUUCCGAAUCCGUUGAAGGUCUUCGCACGACGCUCGAUUCGCUCGCAACCACCGACUAUCCAAACUCGCACAAGCUCAUUCUCGUUAUUGCCGAUGGUCUCGUCAAGGGUUCUGGAAACGACAUGACCACACCAGAUAUCGUUCUCAGCAUGAUGACCGAUCUCGUUGUGCCCAGAGAAGAAGUUGAGCCCCACUCGUAUGUUGCUAUCGCCCACGGUCACAAGCGCCACAACAUGGCCAAAGUCUAUGCUGGUUUCUACAAGUACGAUUCUGCCACCGUCGAGCGCAGCAAGCAGCAAAAGGUCCCUAUCGUCUUGGUCGCCAAGUGCGGAAACCCAUUGGAAGCUGGCGAGGCCAAGCCCGGCAAUCGUGGUAAGCGCGACAGCCAAAUCGUCUUGAUGGCGUUUUUGCAGAAGGUCAUGUUCGACGAACGAAUGACGACAUUCGAAUACGAGUUUUUCAAUUCCAUCUGGCGCGUGACGGGUGUUAGUCCGGACCGAUACGAGAUUGUGCUUUGCGUCGAUGCGGAUACCAAGGUCUUCCCGGAUAGUUUGACGCGUAUGGUUAGCUGCAUGGUUCACGACGAGGAGAUUAUGGGUCUUUGUGGAGAAACCAAGAUUGCGAACAAGGCUGAGACUUGGGUUACCAUGAUUCAGGUCUUCGAGUACUACAUUUCCCAUCAUCUUACCAAGGCGUUCGAGUCCAUGUUUGGUGGUGUUACUUGUUUGCCCGGUUGUUUCUCUAUUUAUCGCAUCAAGGCGCCAAAGGGCCAGUCUGGCUACUGGGUCCCUAUCCUUGCCAACCCGGAUAUUGUCGAGCAUUACUCGGAGAACAUUGUUGAUACCCUGCACAAGAAGAAUCUGUUGCUCCUCGGUGAAGAUCGGUACCUUACGACUCUCAUGUUGAAGACGUUCCCAAAGCGCAAGAUGGUCUUCUGUCCUCAGGCCGUGUGCAAGACAAUUGUCCCAGACACGUUUAGUGUUUUGCUCUCUCAACGUCGUCGCUGGAUCAACUCGACUAUUCACAAUCUUGCCGAGCUCGUCCUCGUUCGUGAUCUUUGCGGUACUUUCUGCUUUUCGAUGCAGUUUGUCGUAUUUAUGGAGCUCGCUGGUACACUCGUCCUUCCCGCCGCCAUCUCGUUCACGCUCUACCUCAUCAUCAUCACGAUCUUGCCCCAAACCAAUCCCAAGCCUGUCAUUCCGCUCAUUCUCCUCGGUAUCAUUUUGGGUCUACCGGGCUUGCUCAUCGUCAUUACGUCGCGCAAGGUUGCUUACCUCGGGUGGAUGAUCGUCUACCUGUUCUCGCUUCCCAUCUGGAACUUUGUUCUCCCCGCCUACGCGUUCUGGCACUUUGACGAUUUCUCAUGGGGUCAGACUCGUAUGGUCGCUGGCGAAAAGAAGGAAGAAGGUCACGGAGACAAGGAGGGAGAAUUCGAUUCUUCGCAUAUCGUCAUGAAGCGCUGGGCCGAGUUUGAGCGUGACCGAAGGUUCAGGCUCAAUAAUGGAAGCCUGCCACCGAGCCGUGAUUCGUACGAUAUGGGCCGUAGCAGUCCCAAGCGCGAGAGCAAUCGUUAUUCAGCAGGCACAGGUACCACCGCCAACGACGCGUAUUCAAAUAACCCACGUGGUCGAGAUGAUGUAUCGAUGGAGCCUUCGGUCGGUGGUGGCGGAGAGUACUACCGUCCAAGGGAUAAUACGCCACUGGUUAUGCUUCCUGCCCCUCUUGCUGUCGCUUCCCGACCUGGUCCUCAGCCCGCACCUGCAUUCGCUGCGCGUACUGGCGGUCCGCGUGAUGUUAGCCCCGCGCCCAGUGCCUCUCCGUUGACCAGGAGCGUUGAAGAUGUUCCCCAACGUCCGUACAUGCACGAGGGAUCUGCUUCGGCUCGGCCAUUGUUGCAAGACUCGGGAUCAGGUGACGGCGCUAGCUGGGGCCCAGGACCAAACCCUUAUCGCUGGAGUGGUCAACAAGACGAUCAUGGAGGGUUCUUUGGCGACGGAGAUGAAGUUCGUGGUACGCCCAGCCGUCAAUCUCAAGGGCGUGGCGUGAGUUUGGUCGACAACGGUCCGGUUACGAAUGAGGGUGUUAAGCGUAUUACCAAGACACGGAGACAAUCUACCCAGCCGAGUCAGCCUGCUGCCCAGCAAUCUGCACCACCCCCAUCUGCGGCUGCCAACAACCGGUACUCACGUUCUGGCCAGCCCCAAUCUCCCGCUAGCUCCUCGAGUGGACACCACACUCUCCCCCCAGGCGCUGCUCCCCCGAAUCCGAACCGAGCUGCGUAUGGACGAUACCAAUGA
Messenger RNA from Rhizoctonia solani, 4242 nucleotides. Its product is annotated as chitin synthase. Gene Ontology annotation, cellular component: cell periphery; cell septum. NCBI's taxonomy places the organism in Eukaryota, Fungi, Basidiomycota, Agaricomycetes, Cantharellales, Ceratobasidiaceae. The transcript is spliced from 6 exons. The record is from RefSeq and is a predicted model, not a curated record. Gene Ontology annotation, molecular function: chitin synthase activity. Bases 1 to 4242 code for a protein of 1413 amino acids.